UCAAUAACUCUUCUACCUCAGCAGGCGGCGGCCAUUGGUCGCUUCUGGCUUACAAAAAAGGCGGAACUUUCUAUUAUUAUGAUUCCAUGGGUAGUUCCAACCUUUCUUCCGCCCAAACUCUAGCCAAUAAUUUUUUGAAGUGUUUAAAGAUUAGUGGAGAAGCAAAGUUAAACCAAACUUCCUGCCCUCAACAACCUAAUGAGGAAAGAAAUAGAUUAAUAAAGGCUGGUUUUCCAAAAAAAAGUUCAGGAUCUCCUGAUGCUAGCGAAGAUAACGUCAGUGAUGAAGAUACAAUUUAUUUUGAAAGUGAAGAAGACAGAAUUUCUCACUGUGCUGAUAAUUUUAAAGAAUUCAGCAAAAAAGUUCGCAAAUUAAGUGCUAGAACCAAAACACAACUUGGAGGGGAAAAUUUGAAAAAAAUACUCCGAAUAAAGAGGAUACUAAAAAUUUGUAGCGACCCCGCUGGAGAUUUUGGUGGAAAAGUAAAUGAGGAAUACGUUAGAGAAAGUAUAAAACAAGAAAUAGUGAAUGAAAUUAACAAAUUAUAUACAACAUGA
Paraglomus brasilianum is the source of this 557-nucleotide messenger RNA. The record is from the annotation of a GenBank genome assembly. Lineage: Eukaryota; Fungi; Glomeromycota; Glomeromycetes; Paraglomerales; Paraglomeraceae.